AUUAAAUAAAUAAAAAAAUAACCAUCUUCAUCAUCAUCACCACCAAACACUUUCAAACUCAGAAAAAAAAAAAACAUUAAAUUUUGCAAAAACACAACAACAUCAUUAACAAAACCCACUUCAACAACAACAACAAAAAUUUCCCAUUUUUUAGGUUUGUUGUUUGUUAAUUUGUUAUCAUAAUCAUCAUAAUUUUCUCUCUCUUUUUUUCUGAGGGAGGUUGUUUUUUACAACAACCUCAACCUCCUCGCUUCAAACCUCGUAACUUUCGUUUUCAGUAACAAUGAAAUUAUUACAAACACCAAAAUUUUCUUCUCGAUUUGUCAAAUGCACUUCUGGAAUUUGUUUUACGAGAUUGGCUUGAUUUCUUACAACGAGGUUCUCACACCAAAACCUUAUCGUUGUUUUUUUCUUUUUCAAACCAUAACAAAAAAAGAAACAAUUUUUCAUUUUUCCCACAAUAAAUCUCAAAUGGGUUCUUCAUUUUUCAUAAUUUUGAUGCAAAAUUAGAACAUGGGUUGGUGAAAUCUUGACUUGGGCAUGUCAAUUUGAACAAAAAGUUUCAAAAUUUGUUUGAAUUUUCAUAAAAUAAAUUCAAUUUGAUUUCAAAUUUUCAAUUUUGUUGUUGUAUUGUACCAUACCAAGAUGAUGUUAUCACCUUCACCAUCUGCUAUUGCAAGAAGCUCUUUAGAAGAGAUGCUUGAUUCGCUUCGUCGGAGAGACGAAGAGGAGAAGCCUAAAGACCUACCGCCGGCAUUGCCAUCAAGGCCUAUGUCUAGAGGCCGGGUGCCGUCGGCGAGAAGGUCUUUGCCUAAAAGCUUUAAGGUUGAUGAAGAAAAUGAAAAGGAAAAAUUGGGGCAUAAAAGGAAAGGAAGUUUUGGAAGCAAGAAGUUAAUGUUGGAUGUGGAAUCUCCUUAUGUUGUUGUUACAGAAGAGCAUACUGUUGUUACUAGUGAACAACAAUCUUCACCUGGUCCUGUUUCUUCAAUUCCUGUUGAUGAUUCUUCUGUUGCUCCACUUUCUCAGGAAUUGGUAGAUGACAAUGUUUCUUAUUUCAUCAAAAAGAAACUUCAUGUUUGGUGUAAGCAACCAAAAGGGAAGUGGGGACUGGGAACAAUACAGUCAACUUCGGGAGAACAAGCAUCUGUUUCACUCUCAAAUGGAAAUGUUAUGGAAGUGGCCAGAACAGAACUCCUACCAGCUAAUCCUGAUAUUUUAGAGGGUGUGGAUGAUCUUAUACAGCUCAGCUAUUUGAAUGAGCCCUCGGUUCUUCACAAUCUUCAGUUUAGAUAUUCUCAAGAUUUGAUUUAUAGUAAAGCUGGGCCGAUUUUAAUUGCGCUCAAUCCCUUCAAAGAUGUACCGGUUUACGGAAACGAAUAUGUCACUGCUUAUAGGAAUAAAUCUCUUGAUAGUCCUCACGUUUAUGCAAUGGUAGAUGCAGCUUAUAAUGAGAUGAUAGGAGAAGAUGUAAAUCAGUCCAUUAUCAUAAGUGGCGAGAGUGGAGCUGGGAAGACAGAAACAGCAAAAAUUGCGAUGCAAUACUUAGCUGCUCUUGGUGGUGGCAGUUGUGGGAUAGAAAAUGAAGUUCUUCAGACAAAUGUUAUACUAGAAGCUUUUGGCAAUGCAAAAACAUCUCGGAAUGAUAACUCUAGUAGAUUUGGGAAGUUGAUUGAAAUUCAUUUCAGCGCAACGGGUAAAAUGUGUGGGGCUAAAAUUCAAACCUUUCUACUAGAAAAGUCAAGAGUUGUUCAACUGGCUGAUGGCGAGAGGUCUUAUCACAUAUUUUAUCAACUUUGUGCUGGAUCUUCAACUAGUCUUAAAGAGAAACUAAAUCUUAGAGCGGCCAGCGAAUAUAAAUAUCUUAAUCAAAGCGACUGCAUGACGAUUGAUGGUGUCGAUGAUGCUAAAAAGUUUCAUAAGCUGAAGAAAGCCUUGGAUGUCGUUCAAAUGAGCAAAGAAGAGCAAGAACGUGUCUUUAAGAUGCUCGCUGCGAUAUUAUGGCUGGGAAAUAUAUCUUUCGAAGUUAAAGAUAAUGAAAAUCACAUUGAAGUGGUGAACGAUGAAGCUGUAACCAGUGCUGCUUCGCUGAUGGGUUGCAGUCCUGAGGGACUAAUGACAGUAUUAUCUACUCAUAAAAUCAAAGCUGGCAAGGAUACUAUCACCAAAACAUUGACAUUGCGGCAGGCGAUUGAUGCAAGAGAUGCAUUAGCAAAAUUUAUCCAUGCAAGCUUGUUUGACUGGCUAGUAGAUCAAGUUAACAAGUCGCUUGAAGUGGGUAAACGACGUACCGGAAGAUCCAUAAGUAUCCUCGAUAUUUACGGUUUUGAGUCAUUCCAGAAAAACAGCUUUGAACAGUUAUGCAUAAACUAUGCCAAUGAGAGGCUUCAACAACAUUUCAAUCGGCAUCUGUUUAAACUGGAGCAGCAGGACUACGAAAUAGACGGCGUUGAUUGGACCAAAGUAGAUUUUGAGGACAAUCAAGAGUGUUUGGAUCUCAUUGAGAAGAAGCCUAUAGGGCUACUCUCUCUGUUGGACGAAGAAUCAAAUUUUCCGAGGGCCACUGAUCUAACACUUGCCAACAAACUCAAACAGCACCUGCAAACUAAUCCUUGCUUCAAAGGGGACUGGGGAAGAGGUUUCAGUGUUUGUCAUUAUGCAGGCGAGGUUUUGUAUGAUACAAGUGGCUUUCUAGAAAAGAACAGAGAUCCAAUGCCUUCCGAUUCCAUUCAGCUACUAUCAUCAUGUAGUUGCGAACUGCUGCAAUCGUUCUCCAAGACGCUUAACCACCAGUCUCAGAAGCAAUCAAAUUCACAGCACGCAGGGGCUUCUGAUUCGCAAAAGCAGAGUGUUGGUACAAAGUUCAAGGGUCAAUUAUUCAAGUUAAUGCAUCAGUUGGAGAGCACGACGCCUCACUUUAUUCGUUGUAUAAAGCCAAACGCAAAGCAACAUCCUGGAAUGUAUGAUGAAGAUCUUGUUCUCCAGCAACUCAAGUGUUGUGGAGUUUUGGAGGUUGUUAGAAUUUCAAGGGCCGGAUAUCCUACUCGAAUGACACAUCAAGAGUUUGCCAGAAGGUAUGGGUUUCUGCUCUAUGAAGCCUACACAUCUCAAGAUCCAUUGAGUGUCUCGGUUGCUGUUUUGCAACAGUUUAAUAUCCUUCCUGAAAUGUACCAAGUUGGCUUCACCAAACUGUAUCUUCGAACAGGGCAGGUUGGUGCACUCGAAGAUAAGAGAAAACUGGUUUUGCAGGGAAUACUUGGGGUUCAAAAAUGCGUUCGCAGUCAUCAAGCUCGCAGUCAUUUCAAUAAACUUAAGAAUGGAGUGACCAUUUUACAAUCAUUUGUUCGUGGGGAAAUUGCAAGAAGGAAAUAUGGUGUUAUGGUGAAGUCUUCUAUAACUAUUUCUUCUGAAAAUAUCGAGGAGAUACAGGCUAUCAUAACACUACAAUCUGUAAUUCGUGGAUGGUUGGUUCGAAAGCAUCAUAGUAGCUUGAAUAAGUUGAAGAAACAUCCUGAGAAUGGAAAAUCUAGGCGAAGGUCACGUUCGAAGAUGUCAUUCGACAAGGAUGCGAAAGAUCGGGUCCAAAAUCUGCCUUCGGCUUUAGCAGAACUCCAAAGGCGGGUUAUCAAGGCCGAAGCAACUAUAGAGCAAAAAGAAGAGGAAAAUGCUGAGUUGAGGGAACAGCUAAAACAGUUUGAGAAAAGGUGGAUUGAAUACGAGAAAAAGAUGAAAACAAUGGAGGAAAUGUGGCAAAGACAAAUGUCAUCUCUGCAAAUGAGUCUUGCUGCUGCUAAAACCAGCCUUGCUUCUGAGAAUGCCAAUGGUCAACCUUCAAGACAUGAUGUAUCAUUACCAUCGAAUUUCUGUUAUGAUUCCGAGGACACUAUUUCGAUGGGAGCUCGAACACCUCGAACACCCGGGAGCAGCACACCUUUGAAGUAUUCUACUAGUCUAUCUGAAGUCAGAGCAGCGAGAGACGGUAACGGUACAAUUAACAAUCUGAUGAAAGAGUUCGAGCAGCGCAGACAGACAUUCGAAGAGGAUGCAAGAGCUUUGGUUGAAGUUAGACCAACAGCGCAAUCUGCAAAUCCGAAUAACAUUGAUGACCUGAGAAAACUCAAACACAAGUUUGAAGGGUGGAAGAAAGAAUACAAGACGCGGUUAAGGGAGACGAAAGCAAGAAUUAAGUUAGGGAAUUCAGAAAUGGAGAGAAACCGGCGAAAAUGGUGGGGGAAAUUGAGUUCUAGAAUACAAUAACAUUACAAAAUGUUUUCUUUGCCAAAACAAGUGUAUAAAAGGUGAAGGAUCAAACACAAAAUUUGAAAAUGAUUGUUGUGUCAUGAAAGUGUUUUUUCCUUUUGAGGGAACAUUUUUUGGCAUGUGUUGCACUAUUGUACUAGUUGGUGAAGGGAAAAUGAAUUGUAAAUCUACCAAUUUUUGUUACAUGGUGGAAGUUGUUUGUAUAGUUUUAGUAUUUUAGGUUUUCAUAGUUGUAUUGAGUAGUAUAGUUUUACUAUAUGUACAUUUUGUUGUUAUAUAUAAAAAAAAAUAGUAGGUGAUGAUUUAAUUUGAGACAAA
Molecule: messenger RNA, 4575 nt
Organism: Trifolium pratense (red clover)
Lineage: Eukaryota; Viridiplantae; Streptophyta; Magnoliopsida; Fabales; Fabaceae
Product: myosin-2-like
Exons: 24
Coding region: 646-4254 (1202 amino acids)
Biological process (GO): actin filament organization; vesicle transport along actin filament
Cellular component (GO): actin cytoskeleton; cytoplasm; myosin complex
Molecular function (GO): ATP binding; microfilament motor activity; actin filament binding
Source: RefSeq, a predicted model, not a curated record